Molecule: messenger RNA, 2175 nt
Organism: Arachis duranensis
Lineage: Eukaryota; Viridiplantae; Streptophyta; Magnoliopsida; Fabales; Fabaceae
Product: meiosis-specific protein ASY1
Exons: 23
Coding region: 164-1993 (609 amino acids)
Source: RefSeq, a predicted model, not a curated record
UUGGGUACUGGGUAGUGCAUCUGAUUCAGCCUAUAAAUAACACCAUGCUCCUUUGCUUUCGUUCACUCCCGCUACAUUUCUCUCAUUCAAAUAAUAAUCCUACAGAAAUAUCUUCUCCCUCUUCUUCGCUGUUACUCUCGAAUUUCAACUAACUGCAGAAACAAUGGUGGUUGCACAGAAAGUGAAGGAAGCUGAAAUCACCGAGCAGGAUUCGCUGCUUCUGACGAGGAACCUGCUCCGAAUUGCGAUAUUUAACAUUAGUUAUAUCAGAGGCCUGUUUCCUGAGAAGUACUUCAAUGAUAAGUCUGUUCCAGCUUUAGAGAUGAAGAUCAAGAAGCUUAUGCCACUGGAUGCAGAGUCUCGCAGACUGAUCGAUUGGAUGGAGAAAGGUGUAUACGAUGCCUUACAGAAGAAAUACCUGAAGACGCUUCUGUUCUGUGUGUGUGAAGCAGUAGAUGGACCGAUGAUUGAGGAAUAUGCAUUCUUUUUUAUUUACCAAUCCGAUUCGGAAAAGCAAGAGGUUUCCAUGAAUAUCAACCGCACUGGAAACAAGAAGCAGGGUGGGACCUUCAAGUGCAACUCCACGACAGAGAUAACUCCCCAACAGAUGAGGAGUUCUGCAUGUAAAAUGAUUAGAACGCUAGUUCAGUUGAUGAGAACUCUGGAGAAGAUGCCAGAUGAGCGCACCAUUCUAAUGAAGCUACUCUAUUAUGAUGAUGUGACGCCUGCUGAUUAUGAGCCUCCUUUCUUCAGAGGCUGCUCAGAAGUAGAAGCUUACCAUCCCUGGGUGAAAAACCCACUGAAAAUGGAAGUUGGUAAUGUAAACAGCAAGCAUUUUGUACUAGCUCUGAAGGUGAGGAGUGUGCUCGACCCUUGUGAAGAUGAUAAUGAGGGCAUCCAAGAUGAUAUGAUCACCGGUGAAGAUUCGAAGCAAAAUAAUGAAUAUUAUGAUACGGACAGUGAGGUUGAUUACGCUGAAGGGGAUCGAUAUGUAGUUGCUCCAAUAGAGAAGCAGCAAGAAAAGGAAGAUAAUUCUAUGGUUGAUGAAGACAAUACCCAAGAUCCUAUGGAAGAUGAGCAACAGCUGACCCGGGUCAAGGAGUGGAUCAACUGUUGGCACCUUGGCACUAUUGACCUUAAUGACGUUUUAUCAAAUUUUCCAGACAUCUCAAUGGUUCUAAUUGAAGAGAUCAUGGAUAAGCUUGUUCAGAAUGGGGUGCUUUCAAAAACAGGAAAUGACACCUACGCCAUUAACAAAGACAAGAAAUCAGAAUAUGAGUUCAUUGUCAAAGAAGAAAUUGAUGGCCAGAUUCCUCAGGGUGACAGAGCUUUGCAGGAUGAAGAUCACAUGUACAUGAGAGCUCUUUAUCAUGCUCUUCCAAUGACAUACGUGUCAGCACCAAAGCUUCAAACAUUUCUCAAUGGUGAAAUAAACCAGACAGGAGCACGGAAGAUUAUUGAUAAAAUGACCCGGGACGGUUUUCUUGAACCCAAAGGCAACAAGAGAUUAGGAAAACGUGUGAUACAUUCUGAGUUGACUGAGAGGAAGUUCAUUGAAGUCCAGAAAGUUCUAGGUGCUACCGACCCAAUGGAUGUUAAUAACGGUGAACCAAAUAGCAAGUUCAAACCAGCUGGAAUUCUAACCAAUGGGAACAACUACGAUGUGUCUACAUGUGGUGUUCUGCACUCCAUUGGAUCAGAUUUAACAAGAAUGAAAGUGACAUCCGAUACAAAUGGCAAUGACUCAGUGAGGAGUGGACACAAUAUCUUAAAGGCCAAAGAGCCUGGAAGCACACCCACAAGCAGGGUUGAGCCAGUUGCUUCAAGAGAGAGUUUUGCGGCAGGCAAAGAGAACAGCAGAGCAAAUGGAAACGACGAAGGUGAUACAAAUAUCUGCAGUAAGCCCUCCCAGGAAAAGCGACCCAGGAAAUCAAGCGCGGUCAAGGAGCCUAUCUAUCAAAACAUGAAGCGUCUUAGAUCUCAGGCCAUUUGAACCUUUGAAUUUGGGAUCUGUGUGUCAAAUUCUGACAUCUACACAUAGCAUACAAAGUAAACAUUUGACAAAAGGCAGUAGUGACACUUAAGACGAUGCACUAGGUAGAAUCUGUUAUUUGUAUUUGGGCUAAGUAUUACAUUUGCGAACUUCUUUUAAUUUGGUCAAGUUUAUAUUUCCUA